AUGAACGCUGUAUCAGCCGCUCAAAAUGGUCGGAGGAGGAAGCCUAAUUGGGGCGAAUUCUACAAGAACGGCAUACCCAAGGAAGUCAUCGUGAUCGAUGACACGCCGCCUCCAGAACAGUCCCAGGCCGCUUCGCGCAAUCCGGCGACGGCUUAUAUCAACGCACCUAAUGGUGCGGCGCCCCAACCGGCUAGCAAGAAGCGGCGCACCGGCCCCGACACGACUUACGAUCUUGCAACCUAUGAUCGACCCUCGUUCUCGAUCAACCCCCAACAGUAUGGCGAAGAGUCCUCGGCUGAGUCUCUCUCCACCGACCGAACAACAUCUCUACAUACUACCGCGCCCACCUCCCUAUCUCAGGGAAGCACGGGGGCUAGCAACGGGUUAUAUUAUGAAGACGCCAACACAGGCCAAAAACGCAAGCGAGUGACCACCCGGAAGUCUGCUCGUGAUGAGCAGAAAAAGAAAGAGUUGGAGGCCGCUGGUGAUGCGUUCCUGAGUUACGUCCCGCCUCCGAAGCCCAUCAUCAAGGCGAAGGAUGUGCCGGUUCCGGUGAUUCGCGAUGUGAGUAUGUAUGGAAACAGAAGCGAGAAGUAUGAUGAUGACGACGGCCACUACAUUGUGACGCCAAAUGUUCCAUUGACCGAUCGAUACUCGAUCGUCAAACUACUGGGACAAGGUACAUUCGGGAAGGUGGUCGAGGCGUACGACAAGACCCGCAAGACCCGCUGUGCGGUUAAGAUCAUCCGCUCCAUUCAGAAAUAUCGCGAUGCCUCGCGGAUCGAGCUGCGAGUCUUGUCCACCUUGGCUUCGAAUGAUAAAGCCAAUCGAAACAAGUGCAUUCACCUACGGGACUGCUUCGAUUUCCGCAACCACAUCUGCAUUGUGACAGAUCUGCUGGGACAGAGUGUCUUUGACUUCCUCAAGGGAAAUGCCUUCGUGCCGUUCCCCAGCAGCCAGAUUCAAAAUUUUGCCCGGCAACUGUUCACCAGUGUUGCUUUUCUCCAUGACCUCAACCUCAUCCACACCGAUCUCAAACCCGAGAACAUCCUGCUCGUUAGCAGUGCAUACCAGACCUUCACAUAUAACCGUACCAUUCCCUCAUCCUCCUGCGCGAUUUCACGGAGCGCCCGGCAGAGACGUGUUUUGCUAGAUAGCGAGAUCCGGUUGAUCGACUUCGGGUCGGCCACCUUCGAUGAUGAGUACCACUCGUCGGUGGUCUCCACUCGACACUACCGGGCUCCCGAGAUUAUCUUGAACUUGGGCUGGAGUUUCCCCUGCGAUAUCUGGAGUAUUGGGUGUAUCCUCGUGGAAUUCUUCACGGGAGAUGCUCUGUUCCAAACUCAUGACAAUCUCGAACAUCUGGCCAUGAUGGAGGCCGUCAUCGGGGAGCGAAUCGACACGCGGCUUGUCCGGCAAGUGAUGCAGGGUGGUCGGAGUGGAAGCCAAAAUCAAGCUGCAAAGUACUUCUGUCGCCUACGCCUCGAAUAUCCUAAUGACCAGACGACACGGGCUUCACGGAAGUACGUCCGGGCGAUGAAACAGCUCAUUGAGUUUAUCCCAAGCAAUACCAAGUUCCAUCGACUGUUCCUGGAUUUGUUGCAAAAAAUCUUUGUGUAUGAUCCGAAGAACCGGAUAACCGCCAAGGAAGCCUUGAAGCACCCCUGGUUCAAAGAGUCGUUGGUGGAUGACGGUACAGAGGCUCUCCGCAUCGGGGAACAAUUACAACGUACCGGCCAACGUCGCCAGUGA
Messenger RNA from Aspergillus aculeatus ATCC 16872, 1752 nucleotides. Its product is annotated as putative protein kinase (Lkh1). Gene Ontology annotation, biological process: protein phosphorylation. Gene Ontology annotation, molecular function: protein kinase activity; ATP binding. NCBI's taxonomy places the organism in Eukaryota, Fungi, Ascomycota, Eurotiomycetes, Eurotiales, Aspergillaceae. Gene Ontology annotation, cellular component: nucleus. The transcript has 6 exons. The coding region runs from base 1 to 1752 and encodes 583 amino acids. The record is from RefSeq and is a predicted model, not a curated record.